GUUAAUUUUUUAUAACUAUAACAGUUUAGUCUAAAUAAUAUAAUAAACAUCAAACAAAUCUAGUUUUAUAGAUCAAAUAUGUCGCCAAGACCAGAAAGUAUUAAAAAAGUCAUGGAUGUGCUUGGGGAUUUUAAUCCAUCCGAAGAUAAAAUUAAAAAAACACUAGGUAUUGAUGAAGAUGAGUUAAGACAAAUUAAUGAAGAGAAACAAACCAUUUCAUCACCAAAAGAUAGAAUCCCAAUAAAUAGAAAAUUAACAAAAAAAGCACAGGAUACAUUAGGCAUUAAUUUAUCAAGAGAAAAGUUAAUGGAUGUAUUUGGUGUUGACGAAGAUACUAUAAAUUGGGCAGAAUCAGAAGAAAGCGAACAUAAAGAAAAUUUAAUUAAAAAGAGCAGAGAAAAUAUUGUAUCUUCAAAUAAAAGAACAUUGCAAAAAGCAUUAUCGAAAAUGGGUAUUGAUCCAUCAAAUCAUAAAAUUGCAAGAACCCUUGGUGUAUCAGAGGAACUUUUAAAUCAUGGUGUUUUAAAACCACAACCAUCAUCAUGGUCACCAGCUUAUGCUCUUUUCUUUAUCACUCUUUUUAUACUAGCUGUCACUUUUUAUUUAAUUAUACAACAAAAACAAAACUUUUUAGAUUUAAAAACCUUAUUGGACCAACAAAAUCAAUUUAUAAAUAAUAAUCAUCAUCGUCAUAAUAGUAAUUUUAAUAAUCACCACUAAAAAAAAAAACCAUUAUUUCAUAAAAAUGGAAUAUAAUUUAGUAGUGAUCAUAAAAUAAUAAUAAUAAUAAUAAUAAUAAUCAUUUUGUUUUUUUUUUCCAAUUAUCAACACAUAAAUAUUCUUUCUAGAAUUUAUUAUUAAACCCCACCCUGUAUAUAAAAACUCCAAACCAAACACCACAGAAUUUUUAGAAACAUAACUAAUAAAGUUAAUUUUUAAUUUAGUUAU
Dictyostelium purpureum is the source of this 948-nucleotide messenger RNA. RefSeq lists its product as uncharacterized. The record is from RefSeq and is a predicted model, not a curated record. Bases 79 to 720 code for a protein of 213 amino acids. The transcript is spliced from 2 exons. Lineage: Eukaryota; Evosea; Eumycetozoa; Dictyosteliales; Dictyosteliaceae.